Caenorhabditis sp. 36 PRJEB53466 is the source of this 322-nucleotide messenger RNA. The record is from the annotation of a GenBank genome assembly. NCBI's taxonomy places the organism in Eukaryota, Metazoa, Nematoda, Chromadorea, Rhabditida, Rhabditidae.
AUGCCGGCGCCUCCAAGUACGUUUUCUCCCUCGAAUAAUCCAGAAAAACCAUCAAAAAUUUGUUCAGGAGGAAUAAGAAUCGAGCCGCCGAACGAAGAAGAUCGGGAUAUGAAGUUGGUGAGCGGAAUGAAAGAAAGUGAGCAUUUUCCCGGAGAAUUCUCAAUUUUAAAAGCGGCUUUCAGAACUUCACGAGUAUCGGAUGGCGAAGAUUCGCGAAAAUCUGGAGGGAGAGCGGAAGAAGGCGUGGAUUUAUGUGGGCAAUUCGUUCCGCGAUCCGCCUCCGUCAACUUCUUCGUCGUCGCCGUCGUCGUCGAAGCCUUGA